Messenger RNA from Cavenderia fasciculata, 3513 nucleotides. It is a transcript of the gene acgA, whose product is annotated as adenylyl cyclase. Bases 1 to 3513 code for a protein of 1170 amino acids. The record is from RefSeq and is a predicted model, not a curated record. The transcript is spliced from 3 exons. NCBI's taxonomy places the organism in Eukaryota, Evosea, Eumycetozoa, Acytosteliales, Cavenderiaceae. Gene Ontology annotation, biological process: cGMP biosynthetic process; intracellular signal transduction; receptor guanylyl cyclase signaling pathway. Gene Ontology annotation, molecular function: guanylate cyclase activity; peptide receptor activity.
AUGUUUUCACCAAAAUGUUCAAUGAACAAAAGUAACAACAAUAAUAAUAAUAAUAAUAAUAAUAAUAAUAAUAAUAAUAAUAAUAAUAAUAAUAAUGAUAAUAAUAAUAAUAAUAAUGCAUCUGCAACCAAAGUAGCAGAGAAAAGUCCAACCAACUUUUCAUUAUCGUUAAAUAAUAGUAAUAAUGCAGUACAUGGUAGAUCGACAACACCAUCGUCACCAUCUUUAAAGGGUCGACAGAGUAGUGUCGAUCUUGGUCAACACAGUAAACAUAGUCCGUGUCUAGGAGGUGAUCCUUUGACAUGUGAAAUUGCAACUUCAUCUACUCCUUUAUUGUCUCAAUCAUCGAACGCCGCCACCUCUGUGACAGCAGCCGCUGAAAAGAAAAAGAAAAAGAGAAAGAAACAAAAGGUUAACUUGUGGCAUUUUAUCACUAGCUAUCAAAUCAUUGAAGGGUGUUCAAUACUAUUUAUACUCUUUCUGAUGGUUUUGUUAUCGUUUGGGUUGUCAGUAAGCUACUUUUCAUACACUCAUUAUCGACAAGAAGAAAACAAGAAUAUCGAAGCUGACCUUGAACGAACGACCAAACAAUUGAUACACAACUUUGACGUUGCCACUACAAGUGUAUAUUAUGGUUUAAAUUCCGUAAAAGGAUUGUAUUAUACUUUGCCAACAUUUAAUAGAACAGAAUAUUUGGUAUUUCGAAAUAUAUCAAUGUACAAUACAAAGACUGAUAUGAAGAAUUGGUAUUGGGUAGUUAAAGUAUGGGACAAAGACCGAGAAGAAUUUGAAAAGACAAAUAAUUUGGUCAUCAAAGAAUGGACUGGAUCAAAGUUUGAAAGAUCAGGAACUAAAGAUUAUUAUUUCCCCAUUCUUUAUAUUUAUAUGACCAAUCAUAAAACUGUACCUACUGAAGAAGGUUUUGAUGAAUUAGUUGGAUAUGAUUUACAAGGACAUCAAGGAUAUGGAGCAACUAUUGUAGAUGCAAUGAAUAAUCCUGGUAUAUCUUUAUCAUUUACUCAACCUUCAUUAUCAAUGUAUAUGAAUCAAACGUCGGAUAUCAUUCUGCUGUCUACCCCUGUAUUCAAGAAUGCAGUGUUUCCACUAAACGAGGAGGACAGACUAAAAGAAUGUGCUGGGUUUUCAAUUGGACUAUUUGUCAUUGGUGACUUUAUCCAACAAUCUGGUGUCAAUAUCGAUAACUUUAUGGAUAUUGAUCUCUUUAUCUCGGAUGCUUUUCACAAUGUACUCUAUCAAAGCUCAACCUACAACCUCAAGAGAACAAACAAUGUCGCAGACUCUCCACACUUUAGCGGUCGACAACGAUACAUCUCGACGUUUGAGUUGGCAGACUCCAAGUUUUACUUUAUCACCUUUUCGACAAAGUCAUUCGAGGAUAUGAGCAGAACAUCGUCGCCGGUAUUGGUCGCCGUCAUCUCGGGCGUACUCACCAUCAUUGUUCUGGUCUACUUUUGGGAGCAGAAACGAAAGCGUCACUACAUUGACAAGAUCAUGAAGGAAAAGAGUGAAUUGCUCAACAAGAUCCUUCCCCAAGAGGUGUCUGUCAAACUCGAAAAUGGAGAGGACGUCGUAGCCGAGCGAUCCAACGCAGCCUGCGUGUUUUUCCUCGAUAUCGCAGGGUUCACCCGGUUCUCAUCGAUCCAUACACCCGAGCAGGUCAUCCAAGUGCUCAUCAAGAUAUUCAACAUUAUCGACAACCAAUGUGCCGCACAUGGUGUCGAAAAGAUAAAGACGAUUGGAGACGCCUAUAUGGCAACUGUAGGCAUUUCACCAAAGUCUGACGACAUGAAGAAAAACACAGAGAUGAUGCUCGACUUUUCAUUGGCCACACUCGAAGCUAUCCAGCUCGGUGUAGCCAGCCAUCUCGGUCUCAAGGUGCGAAUCGGUAUUCAUUGCGGACCUGUCAUAUCAGGUGUCAUCUCGGGUGACUCUAAACCACACUUUGACGUGUGGGGUGACACUGUCAAUGUCGCAUCGCGUAUGGAGUCGACCGGUCUACCCGGCUAUAUCCACGUAUCAGACCGUGUCUACCAGAUCAGUCGCGACCACUUUGAAUACUCGCACGAAUGCAAAAAGAUCUUUGUCAAGGGCAAGGGUGAGAUGAAGACAUGGUUUUUGGCCGGCAGACGUGACCCCAACACCCCAUUCAACCGAGCACUCGAUCUCGGACACAGUAUCGACUCCUCACCAAACUACCGCGAAAUCUCUCCCCUUGCCAGUAGUAUGGCUGCGGGUGCACACCACCUUCCUCAUGAAAUGGACUAUCUCAACAUUGAAUCACCAACAAUCAGUCCCAUCAAACUAAAGUUUAAUCAUAAUAUUAGACUUGUAACAAUUGGUGAUCAAGAUAUUAUUCAAGUUUAUGCACCAUCUACAAGUAGUGGUAGUAGUAGUGGUAAAAGCGAGACAUCAAGUAAUAUUAGUAAUACAGAUACAUUAAGUCAAAUUAGUAGUAGCAGUAGUAGUGGUAGCAUUAUUGAACAAUCUCACCGACACGAAAAGAAGAUACUACCAAAGGGUGAUUGGAGUGGAUACUCUGCACCUAACCUCCCUCAGGUCAAACACACAUACUCCCCAAUCCAACCUCUACAACUACAACAACAUGGUGGAUGUAUGGGAGCACAAAAGAUACUUGAUAAUGGGUUGAUAUAUAGUCCCGAUUCAUGUGCACCUGGUAACCACCCACCCACACGUAGAAACUCACAUACUUUUAACCAUGUACACGGAUACUUUGAUAGUGCCAAAGACCACGCAACACACUUUGUAGAGAACCGGUGUCAGAGAAGAGACUCAGUGCAACGAAGUUACUCACCUCAUGGUCUACGUAAUCCAUCACCUCUACAACUUUAUAAUUCUUCUAGUCCCGGAUCACCCAAAAUCAUCGCACAACAACAGCAACAGCAACAACUGCAAUAUCAACAAUUUCAACAACAACCACCACCAUUAUACCAUCAUCAUCAUCACAAUUAUUCGACAUCACCACAACAUCAUUCACCUAAAGUUUCACCAAUGCCAAUUGUACUACCACCACCAUACAAUAGCAGUUUAUCACCCUAUCGAAGAUUAUCUGGUAGUGGUCCACAAGGACUGAUGAUUCAUUCACCACCAAUUGUCAACAAACCAUCGACAAUGGGUGGUGGUGGACAAUCCACACCUCCUGGACAAUACAUGUGUCCUAUUCAUCACCAACCCGACGAAAGACCAGGUCAUCCUCACCAAGACCCAGGUCAAGAAAAGCCAAUCAACAAAUCAUCACCUCGAGGUGGCAAACAAACACAACAACAACCUCAACGUUGUCAAAUGUGUAAAUUCUCUAAAAACUAUUACCAGAAACUUGGAAACUCUGCCUUUUUGACAUCAUUUUCACCUGCCUCAUUCCAACAUGAAUGUGAUGACAACAAUAAUAACAUACAUUCUCCAGUUGGAGGAUUAGCUAAAAAGAAUAAUCAUGAUGACGAAGAUGAAAAAGAUUGGUGGAGUGUUUCAAUUUAA